Messenger RNA from Pteronotus mesoamericanus, 2802 nucleotides. RefSeq names its product G3BP stress granule assembly factor 1 (gene G3BP1). The record is from RefSeq and is a predicted model, not a curated record. Gene Ontology annotation, cellular component: ribonucleoprotein complex; cytosol. Gene Ontology annotation, molecular function: mRNA binding. NCBI's taxonomy places the organism in Eukaryota, Metazoa, Chordata, Mammalia, Chiroptera, Mormoopidae. The transcript is spliced from 12 exons. Bases 135 to 1532 code for a protein of 465 amino acids.
CAGUUAUAUAGACCGGCGGCGGAGCACGCGUGUGUGCGGACGCAGUUGCGUGAGGGUUUUUUUCGUUCCUCCGAGCUGUGGAGCAAAGCUUGUUCCUCUCCCGCUCAGCCGCGCAGGUUGAAUUGACCAAAGCAAUGGUUAUGGAGAAGCCUAGUCCCCUGCUGGUCGGGCGGGAAUUCGUGAGACAGUACUACACGCUGCUGAACCAGGCCCCGGACAUGCUCCACAGAUUUUAUGGAAAGAACUCUUCUUAUGUCCAUGGGGGGCUGGAUUCAAAUGGAAAACCAGCGGAUGCAGUUUAUGGACAGAAAGAAAUCCACAGGAAAGUGAUGUCACAGAACUUCACCAAUUGCCACACCAAGAUUCGCCAUGUUGAUGCUCAUGCCACUCUGAAUGACGGUGUGGUGGUCCAGGUGAUGGGGUUGCUCUCUAAUAACAACCAGGCUUUGAGAAGAUUUAUGCAGACAUUUGUCCUUGCUCCUGAGGGCUCUGUGGCAAAUAAGUUCUACGUUCACAACGACAUCUUCAGGUACCAAGAUGAAGUCUUUGGUGGCUUCGUCACUGAGCCUCAGGAGGAGUCUGAAGAAGAAGUAGAGGAACCUGAGGAAAGACAGCAGACACCUGAGGUGGUACCUGAUGAUCCUGGAACUUUCUACGAUCAGCCUGUCAGCAAUGACUUGGAAGAACAUUUAGAGGAACCUGUUGCUGAAACAGAACCUGAACCAGAACCGGAACCGGAGCAAGAACCUGUAUCUGAAAUCCAAGAGGAAAAGUGUGAGCCAGUAUUGGAAGAAACUGCUCCCGAGGAUGCUCAGAAGAGUUCUUCCCCAGCACCUGCAGACAUAGCUCAGACGGUACAGGAAGACUUGAGGACGUUUUCCUGGGCAUCUGUGACCAGUAAGAACCUUCCACCCAGUGGGGCUGUUCCAGUUACUGGGAUACCACCUCAUGUUGUUAAAGUACCAGCUUCCCAGCCUCGCCCGGAGUCUAAGCCUGAAUCUCAGGCUCCACCGCAGAGGCCUCAGAGGGAUCAAAGGGUUAGAGAACAGCGGAUAAAUAUUCCUCCCCAGAGGGGACCUAGACCAGUCCGUGAGGCUGGUGAGCAAGGUGAUGCUGAGCCCCGGAGAGUUGUGAGACACCCUGACAGUCACCAGCUCUUCAUUGGCAAUCUGCCUCAUGAGGUGGAUAAAUCAGAGCUCAAAGACUUCUUUCAAAAUUACGGGAAUGUGGUGGAGCUGCGCAUUAACAGCGGUGGGAAAUUACCCAAUUUUGGUUUCGUUGUGUUUGAUGAUUCUGAGCCUGUUCAAAAGGUCCUUAGCAACAGGCCCAUCAUGUUCAGAGGUGAGGUCCGUCUGAAUGUGGAAGAGAAGAAGACUCGAGCUGCCCGAGAAGGGGACCGGCGAGACACCCGCCUGCGGGGACCCGGAGGCCCUCGAGGUGGGCUGGGCAGUGGAAUGAGAGGCCCUCCCCGCGGAGGCAUGGUGCAGAAACCGGGAUUUGGAGUGGGAAGGGCGAUUGCUCCAAGGCAGUGAAUUGUUCUUCAUUGGUCUUCAUGCAGCAGUACCAACUUCCGCUCCUGCAGAAUGGUGAAUUUCUUCAGCCACCCUUUGGUGUCUUGCAGUAUGACCCCAGUCUCUUAUAAACUGCUUAAGUUUGUACAAUUUUACCUUCUGUGUUAAUGGUGUGUCCCUCCCUCCCCCCCCCUCACCUUUUAGUCCUUCACUUCCAAUUUUGUGGAAUGAUAUUUUAGGAAAAAUGGAUUUUAAAAGAAGAAAAAAAAAAAGACUGGAUUUCCUGCUUUACUUUUGCAUAUAUAGACUGGAAUUUUUUUUUUUUAACAAACAGCCAUUUCCCCAAAGUAAUGUGUCUUGCUUAUUACUGACAUUUGGUAUGUUUUAUUCAUUGGGCUAUUUCUUAUUUCCUACGUGUUUCAAAGCCUUUGAGAAAUACAAGAUUGGGUGAACAUUCUGAAGGCAGGAAAAAGCCCAAUUGUUUCUUCUUAGGAGAGUCAUGACUACCUUCUGUGUGGAAAAGCUACCAUUGGAAAAAUUGACAAUUUUGAUUCUCUCUGGUAUGGUUAAAAACUGAAUAAAUGGUGUUAGUGAAGUUUUUUUCUUUUAAUAUAUGAUCACAAAACAAUUCUAAAAUCCACUGUUUUUACCUUGAAAUUUAAAUUGAGGUAGGUUUUAAAUGUCUAGCAUGCAACACAUGACACUGUUCUUGAGUUGUUAUGUUUUUCUGAAGUAGAGUUUUUUUCAUGUUUAAUUUGUAUUUGUAAAAACAAACAAAAUACCAAAACCACAGUCUGAAUAACACAAAACCAGAGCAAAACUGUUGUGCCUUCUAUUUAUCUUUGAUUCCAGCCUUGGCAAUUGUUUUAAAGAAGAAUAAUUAAAAAAGUUUAGAUUUGUUUUUUUUUUCCAGGUUCAGAAUAUGUUGGGAAUUGUAGAAUCCCUCUUUUCACUUUGUAUGUCCUCUUUUCAUUUGUUAUGUAUGCCUUAUUCUGAAAUUGAGUCUCAAACUGGAAUGCCUUUGAGGACAGAUGCUUCUAUAGAGGUCCUUUGACUUAAAUAGUUCGCAUUUUAUUUCGAUAUCUUCAGAAUUCUAAUCAGCCCAUAAGAAGGAAUAUGAUUUUAAUAUUGGACUUUGCUGAUGUGCUUGAGUGUUUGCUAGUCAUUUUUCUUUAAAUCAUAGCCAUAUGGUAAAUUUUCUAUUUUGUUAAUGGUUCUCUUUUAUUGAUGGGCAUGCAGUGGGUGCUUUUUGGAAAUGGCCAAUUUUUAUUAAAAUAUUUCUGGAAGAAAA